AUGCAGCUGCAGUCAUUUCUCGCUAUCGGCCUGGUCGCCGUCACUGGUGUGAACUCCCUCAAAGUCGGCGUCAGAGACGCAGUCGUGGCAGGUUCUCCCGCUUCCCCCGAACCCCGGGCGGCGGUAGCCGACUUGCCCGACAUCAUCAUUAAGCGGGACGAGCUUUCAAACUCGGAACUCGUGGCGGCCGAUCUGGAAGAGGCCGGCGACCUCGAGAGGCGCACCUUGGCCGAGACCGACGAUGAUGUCAAAGAGGUCAAGGUGAAAAGAGGCGACCAGGCCGCGGAGGAGUUCUUCGCCGAGGACUUGCCAGGUUCGGAUGAGUAA
Molecule: messenger RNA, 327 nt
Organism: Colletotrichum orchidophilum
Lineage: Eukaryota; Fungi; Ascomycota; Sordariomycetes; Glomerellales; Glomerellaceae
Exons: 2
Coding region: 1-327 (108 amino acids)
Source: RefSeq, a predicted model, not a curated record